Physella acuta is the source of this 8202-nucleotide messenger RNA. RefSeq lists its product as uncharacterized. Gene Ontology annotation, molecular function: protein binding; DNA binding. Lineage: Eukaryota; Metazoa; Mollusca; Gastropoda; Physidae. The record is from RefSeq and is a predicted model, not a curated record.
ACUUUUUAGAAGAAAAAAAAUUCUGGCAAAGGAUAAUGACUAUAUUUGCAAAAAAUUAUUGUUUAUAAAUUGAUUUUUUUUUUACAGAUGCUGACCUGUAAAAUCACAUCAAGCUAAUAAUUGAUAUGGAAAAGACUGGAACAGAAACUCCGUCUAACAAACAAGAAGAAACAUGUAAAAUUGAAAUUACAGAUAGUGAAGAAAAUAGUAAAGAAAGCUGUAAUGAUGACAAUUCUAAUGCUGUCACAGACGCACCAGGUGCUAAGGAUGAUAUUGACAUUGCUGAUGAUGAGAGCAUUUUAGUCAUAGAUGUUGAACAAACAGAUCAGCUAGAAACACUGGCUAAUGUGUCUUAUCAAGCUGAUAAGCUAGAAACAUUGGCUAGUGUAUCAGCUAGUUCAAGUAUUUUGAAGACAACUCCAGGCAUGAAGAGUAACCAGCCAUCAGCAGUGACUAGCAGUUCAUCCUCCACAUCAGUUAGCCAAGUCUCUUCAUCUUCACAAUCUUCCCAAACAAGCAUUAAUGCAAAGGAAAAAACAGUUGAUAUCCCUUUGGCACCCUCAGAUAGUUUAGAUGCUAUAGAUGAAGACUGCUCUGAAUAUUUGAGAGAACCCUUCAAAAAAGGUUGGAAAAGAGAGAUAGUAUGGCGUAAUACAUCUGUAAAAAAUAAAACAUUUGAUGUUUACUACUUUCCUCCACGUGGCAAAAAACUGAGAUCUAUGGUGGAGGUUGCUGUUUAUUUGCUGGAGCAUAAAAUUGUUGAUCUCACCCUGACACAUUUUUCUUUUAAACGCCGAACUCUGUACAAACCACCAUUUGAGAUUGUACGUACCGCAGGGAAAUCGACUAAAAAAGUGGCAGAAAAACAGUUGUUGGAGAAUAACCCCGCACCCAAAAAAAGGGGUAGAAAGCCCAAGUCAUUGACUUUCAAUUCAAGUGCUGACUCAUCAAUCCCGACAGUACAUUCAGAAACAGCUGCUGUUGAAACAUCUGAACCUGUGUCUGAUGUAUCCAAUGUUUCUGCCCAGCAUUCAGAUGCUCAGCUCACAGACAAAGAAACGCCUGCUAAACCGAACACCACACCAAACACUUCCACAAUUCAACAAAAGGUUCAUCCACUUUACACUCCUGGUAAAAGAGGAAGGCCAAGAAGUGUUUUCAAAAUUAAACAACCGACUCAUCCACCUCGUAAAAGAGGAAGGCCAAGGUUAGAAGACUCAAGGCCAAAAGUAGUAGAACCAACGCCUGUAUUGGCAGAAACAAAACUUAAACUAGCAGCACCAAAGCCUAAACUAACAGACUCAACGCCCGAAGUAACCGAUUCAGUGCCAAUACAGACAGAUUUGACACCUAAGGUCAUAGAGUCAACGCCUAAAACUAAAGGUCCUACUUUUAAAAAAUCAAACAUCAAUAUAAUCAAAGCUGGUGCUGGACAGACACAGCGACAGAAACGCAAUGAUGAUGAGUAUUUUCAGAAUAUUUUGGGGGCUCCAUCUCAAGUUAUAGCAUCUUUUCUUCGACAAGAACCUGUAAAACGACAGAUGGAAGGCAGCAAUGGCCAACCUGAAGCCAAAAGACAGUGCCUAUCACAACCAUCACAAUCUGCAGAUAACUGCAUAACCAAAGAAAUAGAAACACAGACAGUCAUAAAGGAGUGUGCUGAAAAAUUGUGUUCCACACGUUGUCCAGGACUAGAAGGCAUUAUGCCACAAAGGCUAUGCAGUGUUUGCAGCUGUUUUUAUCAUUUAGAAUGUGCCAGAAAGAGCAAAAAUUUUACCAACUUUAUGUGUUUUAACUGUGCUAACAGAGCAGUGAAAACAUCAGUAUCAAAACCUCUUCUACAUCAGACAAGUAUGCCUCAAACUUCAAACCAGAUUCUGCUUCCUGUUUCCAUGCAGAAUAAUCUCCCCAUGUUCUCUGUCCCUAACCUCAUGACCUCGUUACCUUUCUAUGCCACUACAACACGACCUGGGAAUAUGCCCACCACUCUAAUAUCAACACCAGGUCCGCAUGGGACUACUGUAAGGCCCAGUUUCUUCUACAUACCAUCCUUACCCCCUCCACCACCAUUAGCUCCCAGGCCUAACUAUAACCUACCUUCAAAUGAACCAGCAAAUGAGAGACAGCAAGCACCUAUGCUACUUUUUCUACAAAAUCCUGAUGGGAAAACUUCAAAUAGCCUAUUUUCCAAUACAGCUUUGACAGUGCCAGUGACUUCUCUUCACACUGCUAAUCAGGCUUUGGCUGCACGCUCUGAGUCACCUGAAGCCUCUGCUUAUAACAACAGACUUGGUUCGCAACACAAAGAGGCACCCCGUCCAGUUUGUAGAACAACAUCUCUAGACUCGUCCAAUGACUCAGAUGACAUAGACUUCUGUCCACCAGUUUCCUUUGGUAAAGCAGAUACCUCUAAUGCAGACGCACCUAGUUUUCCAGCCUGUGACACUAUUCGCUUGAUUUUAAAAAAUUCAAUUCUGUCAAAAGGUAAUGACCAGGCAAAAAAUCAGGGUUUGUUCUCUGGGAUGGAACCAUUACCUUGCUCUAGCUCUGAAUCUUCUGUGGGUUUAAGAUCAUUCCCCAUUAGAAAUGCUGUAAAUAAUGGAUCUCCUAUGGCCUGCAAUGACUCUGUAAGACAGUUGAAAAACUCGGAUUGUUCUGUUGAUGUUGUGACUCCAGAAUCAACGGCUAGCAGCGGGUUGUCCCCCUCAACUUCAAUGCCUAAUUCUGUUUCAUCCUUCAAGAUACUGAGGCAGGAGAUUCAGGAUAAAGAAGACCUGAAUAAGAUAUCAGUUUUUGAGAAAAAGUCCUCCAUCGCUCAGAUGCUGGAACUGCCUCCCAAUGUGGCAGAAACUCUAGAUCUGACCAAACCUUUGGCAUUAAAGAUAAACCAAGUUGAACUUGUUGUGCCCCCAGCUUGGGUGAAAGACUAUAAGAUCAUCCUGCCACCUCGAGCUUGUGAACUCCCAAGAAAUCCUUCGUGUGAAUUGAAUAUUUUUGUAUCUAAUGACUUGAACACACUUUCUUUUUCCAAAAAUCUUGAAUCCAACAAACAAUUUCAAGCAAUAGUUCGCAAGAGACAACAGAAAUCAUUCCUAAGGUCAUUUAAAAUGCUGCAGUCAAGUUUUACUAUCAUGAUGAGGGUAUUUAGAUAUUUGCCCUUUCAAGAUCUUCUCAGAGCAAGUAGAGUUUGUAAACUUUGGAGAACAUUUGCUUUACAACCAGCUUUAUGGAAAUUCACCUAUUUAAAUGAAACCUAUGAUGCGAUUUGUGUGAAGGACUGGAAGGCAGCUUCGGAAUUUCUCAACAGGAUGGGAGUCAAAAAAUUAAGUAUCAAAGGAUUAGACACAAAUGAACUGGAUGCUAGUGAUGGUUGGACUGUAAUACAAGAAGCUCUCCCUAUCAUCAAAACAUUGGAUCAGUUGUACUUUGAGCGUGCUCCUGCAUCUGUCUUGGACAGGCUUACAGAGAAGAUGCCUAACUUGUUCCACCUGACUGCUGGUGUGAUCAUAAACAGCAGGGAUAAUGUAACUAAAAAAUCAGCUCCUGAGGCGUCAGAGAAAUCAAUUGAAAACAUGACUCUGGCAGUGGAUGCUGUGUUAGCUGGUUCUCUGACAACUCAGGUAGCCUCAAUGCUUUAUAAAGUGUCAGAGCUGGACCUUAUCCAAUUGACUCGCCAAAAACAAGGGUUUGAACUCACAGAGGAAGAGAAGAGAGCUGUGUGCUUGUGUUGUUUACGUCUGAGCAGCAUGGGCUUCAAUGUGACCAGCUCCACCUUUAUUUCUAAAUGCCAUGAAAUGAUAGCCAGGAGGUUCACAGGCAAGAGAUCAAACAACUGCCCCAUUCUAAUCCCUGACAGCUUUGGCAAGGAAAUGUACAACCAAAACGCACCUCUGUUGGCCACACAUGUUUUGUUCAAGAGCACAGACACUCUGAGGGACAGCCUAGUCAAACAUUUCUCAUCCCUCCAGAGGCUGUAUCAGAGCUUGUGGAUUCGCCUCAAUCCUUUAGCUGACCAAGUAUUGACUUUUGAUGUCUCUGUUUUUAAAAUAAAAACCGUUGGCCCGAUGGUGUCCAAAAAAUUGAAAACUGCUGUCAGCACGUUGUCGCUGUUUUCAUUUUUUCAACUCUUUCCAGUUCAGGUAGUUUUACCUGCAGGAGAGACACCACAGGUGUUCCAUCCUGACCUGAUCAUGUCACAGACUAAAGACGGCUUUGCUUCAGAUCAUCUGGUCACCCAGUAUUUAAAAUGUGCUGUCAAAAAAAUUACAUACAGACCAUUGGUUAUUCUAUCUAAUGGAAGUGAUGAGCUUUUCAGUGAAAGUUUCAUUAAUGAUUGUAUUGAAAACUCCAUUUAUUUAUUUCAUGUGCCCUCAAAUGUUGAACAGUAUGUUUUUCCUGGUAGUUUUGGGGGUAUUCUCAAAUUUAUAAAGGGUCAAUAUAAAACUGAUUUCUCAGAUCCAAAAAGGUUUGUCAACUUAGCUAUAAAAGUCUUAACUGCCAACAAAGGCCAGUUUUAUGAAAGUUUGAAGCUUGCCAUGAAGAUCAGUGGCGCAUACCCUUUCAACCCACAAGCACCCAGCAAGUUUCAGAAGUUAAAUCUGGAAAAGCCUGUGGGUCAGCAGACGGAGGCAGCCAUGAGUAGCUGGACUUUUGAUGAUGUCAGCAGUCAGAUGAACAAGAUCAUCACAGAUGACCUGUAUGGGCCCAGCAGUGCCAGCACACCCACUGUGGGCGCAACAAAUAUCAAAGACAUAUUUCUGGAGAUCAGUGAGACUAGUGGUUCAGAGAGUGAGGCUGAGGUUCCAGUUGCCAAGAAAACUCUCAGUUCUCAAGCAAGCAAUAAUAGUAAGGUAGACAGCUUGAAGACUGUCCAACCUGGCAUGGGAUCUGUUGGGGUCCAAUUAAUUGAGGACAGUGACUCAGACACCUCUGAAAGCAUCUCACCUGGUCUGACACCUGUUGAGGUUACCCCUCCUAGCCAGACACCUGUUGUUCCUAAACAAAUUAACAAUGGUAAAAUAGAAAACUUGAAGAACACUCUAGCUAGCCAGAAAUCUAUGGGUACUAAAAAUGAGAAGAGUAAACCAGACAAUGAGUGUGUACCAGCUGGGAAGAAAUCUGUUGGUCAGUCUGAUGAGGAAACAUUUGAACAAGAUGGGGACAUGAGAGAAAACAACAAUGUCUUGAAACGUUUGGCCAAGCAGAGGGUAGCAGAGAAGCUGGUGCUGCUAUCUAAGAAACGACUGUUGAGAAAGGGUAUGAAGGUCACCGCGCUAAAACGGCCUGUGAAAAAACAAGCCAAUUGCGUUGACACCAAAAGUAAACAAAGUCAACCGGUUAAAGAUGAAUCCAAGACUGGGGCAACUCUAAAUGUUAACAAGAAGAGUAAGAAAAGCACUGAGCAGAAGAUGUUUGAGUUGUAUCAGUCAGCUAGGAGCCGGCAAACUACAGGCAGCAAUGAGGAGACUGCCCAGAGUGUAGACAGUACUGUCAUGCAGAAUUUGGAGGACACCAUCAGUUCUGUCAUAGCCCAGAGCAGGGCAGAAUUUAAUGAGAAGGCCCAGAAGGCGCAAGCUAAGAAAAAACCUGACAAAAGUCAAAAACCUUCAACUGAUGGUCAUGAUCACAUUGAGGUCAAGGCCAUUAAUGAUACAAGUAUUAUACUAAAGGCACGCAAACUGAAAAAACCUGUGGCCAAAGAGGUGGAUGAAAGUGAGGAGGAAGAGGCAGUCGAGAGCAUGGAUGAAUCAGAAAGUGAAUCCCAGCCACAGAAAAAGAAGAAGAAUAAGAAGAAGAAAAGAAAAUCAGAGUUGGUUGAGAAACAAAAUGGUCAUGUGGAUUCUGAGAGUGCUGGGGAGGCUGAGAGUCCAGUUAAAAACAAGAAAAAGAAGAAGAAGAAGCACAAGAAAAAGUCAAAAAACAAGGAGUCCGAGUCUGUGGUGGAGCCGGGGAAAGAGAAUGUUAUCACUGAGUAUUUGAACCAUGACGUUGAGAUCACCAUCCCCACCAGCAGUGUUGUUGUCUUAACUGAGGACCAGGAGAGGCAACACUUGUCUUAUGUUUCUUUGUUAGAUCACGACUACAUCAAAAGAAGCGACAGCAUCGUUCCCCUAGAGCCACCAUCCAAAACACCCAGCCUGACUGACGUUGCGUCCCAAGAGAAGGCCAGUACUGAGAAUGAGAAAAGUAAAGAGAAGGGUGAGGACCAGAGCUCAGACAGCAGCAGUGAGGAGAAAAGUUCCAGUGACUCUGACAGUGACAGCAGUGAGAGUGACAGCAGCGACUCUAGUGACAGCAGUGAGAGCGCAUCCUCCAGCGCCAAAAGCAGCGACAGUGACAGCAACUCGGAGGCCAGUGAGAGUGAGGCUAGCAGCAAAGACGGCAGCGAUGAAGAAACUAGUCCUGCCAGCAGCCCGGCCAAACCCUCCAGGUCUGGAAAAAGGAAACGGUCCAGCAGUUCGGAGAGUUCCAGCUCAGAGGAGCCUGCCUCGGGAGACAGUGAGAAGGAAUCUGAACUGGAAGAAGAUGACGAUUCAAAAUGUCAAAUGUGCAUGCGGGCUGCCCCGCCGCACUUUAAAGAUAAGACCAUUGAUUGGGUGGACUGUGAUGGCAACUGUGGUCGCUGGUUUCAUGUCAUAUGUAUCAUCAGGUCUCAGUCCAAAGCUGACCCUAAGCAUUAUGUUUGUCCGUCAUGUAAAUAUGACCACUGAUUGGGGUCUAAAAUGGGCGGGUUGAUAUAGGACAGGUCCUUGUGUGGACCUCACAGCUGCUGCUGUUUACAAUACUCACAUUGUGGCUCCUAUGGUGGCCUAUAGAUGGGCUGCUGACUGCUGGACAAGACUGUCUUCAGACUACCACUACUGGUAUGAUCAAGAUAUAGACAGAACUCAUCAAAACAGCAGCUAAAUAAUCAAGAAACAAACACUUUGUAAAGUGUGUCUAAGCUUGCUGACUAGACUUUGCAUCUGAGAAUAAUGGAUGUAUUUGUAGAAUACAUAGGAUUACAAAUGUAAAGUUGGAUCUGAAUUUUUUUUUAAACCUUGUGUUUUACUGUCUCUAUAAGUCAAACAACCUAUAGACAAGUCUUCAAAGCUCCAGCUUAUUUCACCUUUGGUGCCAAUCUGGAAAUUACAUGAACAUAUGUAAAUUUUAUGAAAAUAGGAUUGGAAAUUUUGUAUCUUCUUUUGUAUUUGUUAAUGUCAGCAAGUUUUCAAAGUGUAAUGAAUAUGUCUGAAGGAUAAUGUUUUUAAUGCUAUCAUUAACUAGAUCUUAAGUGUGCUACUUAUCUGGACAAAAGCUUUUGUUUCAAUUGUAAAAAUGGUGAUUCUUUUUCUUAAUUAUUGACAUUUUAAAUCUAGUAAUCUGACCUGUUAUUUUUAUCUUAAAAUAUCCAUAAAUAUAAUUAGUUACAUCUUGAUAAUUAGAUGCUUUGUUUUCCAAGGAUUGUAUGAGAAAGCUAUUUGACUACUGCAAAAAAAUGGUGGUUUUUUUCUGUCAGCUUUUGUUAAGAGGUAAUUUUUAUUUGUGAGAAACUGAGCAACUUUUGUACAUUUCUGUAUAUAAUUUACAAAGACAUUUUUAAUUAGAAAGAUUUGAAGAUUCUUAAUCCCUUGUAAAUUACCCAGUGUCAAAAAUAGAUCAUGUCUAAAGAGGGGAAUUUUUUUAAACAGAAGAAAUGCUACAUUUAUGGAACAAAUGUAUUGUGAAAAAAAUUAAAACAUUUUUUUUUUAUCAUCCUGUAUUUAAACUCAAGUACACUAAUAAUAAGAAAAUGCUGAAAUUUUCAAACUUUUUUUUUUAUUGAUUUUUAUAGAUCAAAUGAAAAAUGUGUUUAUUAAAAUCACCAAAAUGUAUGAAUCAUUUUUUGUAAAUUACAAUCAUUACUGUGUUUUCAUUUGAAAGAAUUUUGUCAUUAUAUCUUCAGUUGUUGGAAAUAUUUUCAGUCACAUCUACAAAUUAGCAGCUUUUCCCACUUCUAGUAUGAGUGCAUGCAAGGACUUUAUAUGUGAACACUUUUCUAUUGAGUAAAAAAUUAACUUAUUGUGAUAAAAUUUAGCAUUUUUAAACCAUUUCAUACAUAAAUGUAUCCACUUUGUUGACCUUUUUCUGUUGAAAAAAUACUGAGCCUGUACAUAGAUGAAAUGAGUUUUUCAACCUUGUUGACAUGAGACAUUGCCAUAAUAAAACAUGUUUGACACACAC